Cicer arietinum (chickpea) is the source of this 2190-nucleotide messenger RNA. RefSeq names its product pentatricopeptide repeat-containing protein At5g56310. The record is from RefSeq and is a predicted model, not a curated record. Gene Ontology annotation, molecular function: RNA binding; protein binding. Gene Ontology annotation, biological process: RNA modification. NCBI's taxonomy places the organism in Eukaryota, Viridiplantae, Streptophyta, Magnoliopsida, Fabales, Fabaceae.
UAGGAGUUAUAUUCUAGCCGCAAGGAAUUCAAACACUUCGCGCCAUCAUCAUCUAUACUCCAGCGACCAGACCACACCACUAUGGUAAUCUCUCGGUGACCGAAUACAUGGUCAUGUUUAUCUAUGAAUUCGCCACUAAUUCAAAUACUCUCCAACACCAUACACCACUGUCAAAAAACAUGGACACUAACAUCAGAACAAAUACUCCAACAACUACUCUCUCAUUGCACCAACCUAACCCAUCUCCAACAAACACACUCCUUCAUGCUAAAAACAUCACUCUUCCAAAACGACAUCCACCUCUCCCGUUUCAUUCAUAAAUCUGCUUCUCUCAAUUUCCCAAACUACUCUUUUUCAAUCUUCACCUCUCUCAAUCACAACCGUCCAUUUCCCAUCUUCGUCUACAACAACAUAAUCUACGCAUUUUCUUCAUCCAACCCUACACGUGCCGUUUCGUUAUUCAACGUCGUUCGUCGUCUCGGCUUGUCGCUUGACUCCUACUCUUUGCCUUACGUUUUGAAAGCUGUUGGUUCUUUAAACGACAUCGUUUUGGGAAAACAGGUUCAUUGUAUUGGUGUUGUUACUGGUUUGGAUUGUUAUGUUAGUGUUGUUGCUUCGAUUGUUCAAAUGUAUUGUUGUUGUGGUAAUGAUGUUUGGUCUGCACGGAAGGUGUUUGAUGAUGGAUUGGUGUUGUUUGGAGGAGAUGGCGGUGCUGUUUGGAAUGCUAUGAUUGUGGGUUAUGCUAAAGUGGGUGAUGUGUUUAAUGCACAGAAGUUGUUUGAUAAAAUGCCUCAAAUGGAUAAGAAUGUUUUUUCAUGGACGGCUCUUAUUUCGGGUUACACGCAGGCUCAUAAUCCCAAUGAGGCUAUUAAGCUCUUCCGUAGAAUGCAGCUUGAGAAUGUGAAGCCAGAUGAAAUUGCAAUUUUAGCUGUGCUAUCUGCCUGUGCUGAUUUGGGUGCUCUUCACUUGGGAGAAUGGAUCCACAACUACAUUGAAAAGCACAAAUUGAACAAGAUCGUUCCUCUUUACAACUCACUCAUAGACAUGUAUGCCAAAUCAGGCAACAUUAGUAAAGCACUAAAAUUGUUUGAGAAUAUGAAUCAUAAAACAAUUAUAACAUGGACAACAAUGAUCGCCGGGCUUGCUUUACAUGGUUUAGGAAAGGAGGCCCUUCAUGUAUUUUCUCGCAUGGAGAAGGAGGGUCGAGUCAAGCCAAACGAAGUCACUUUUAUCGCCGUCCUAUGUGCUUGUAGCCAUGUUAGAUUGGUCGAACAAGGCCUCAAUUAUUUCACGUCUAUGAGGUCUAGAUAUGGAAUCGAACCUAAGGUUGAACAUUAUGGCUGCAUGAUUGAUUUGCUUGGGCGUGCUGGCCUUGUUCAAGAAGCAAAAGAACUGGUUUCCCAGAUGCCAUUUGAAGCAAAUGCAGCUAUAUGGGGAUCCCUUCUUGCUUCAUCAACUAGAUGCGGCGAUGCUGAGCUAGCAGCGGAAGCAUUGCGUCAUCUCACAGUGUUGGAGCCCAACCAUUCUGGGAAUUAUUCACUCUUGUCGAAUACCUAUGCUUCACUUGGUAGAUGGAAUGAAUCUAGGAUGGUAAGGAAGGUUAUGCGGGAUGCAGGCGUGGAAAAGAUGCCGGGUCUCAGUUAUAUUGAGGUGAACAACAUAGUAUAUGAAUUCAUUGCUGGAGACAAAUCAACCAUCUACUCUGUUGGCAUAUCUGAUACUUUGCAUAGCUUAGAUGGACAUGUAAAGAUAGAGGACCAGUAGAUAUUUAUGGGAUUUGGUUUCACUGCUGUCAGGGAUAUCGAAGUCACAGUACCAGCUUUCGAAGUGCAGAUUUCGAAUUUGCUUUUCAGAUAUGAUAUUUCUAGUUUAAAAGUUGAUUCAUCCAAUAUUUGAUCAUUGGGUUCUAAUCUGCGUGGAUUCCAAGCCAAAGUUAUCAAAUAGCGGCUAUAUUGAUGCUUUAGAGUUAUAAUAUAGUAGAAUUUGAACAAACAAUUAUUGUUCUACAAUACUUUAUUUUAUUUAGUACAAAGUCUUCCUAAAUAGUGACUAUAGAUGUGCUACUGUGCUGCACCAAAGUUGAAUUUGAAUAAACUUGUUUUUUGCUAUCUACGAUUGGACGACUUAGUUCCUCCCAAGAGUGUUGUAAUAUCAGCUUGUCCCUAAAAAAAUCAUAUUUAAUUUGAUCUA